AUGCCUCCUCCUAUGCCACCUAUAGGACCAGCAUUUAUGCCUCCUCCUCCUGGAGUGAUUCCUCCUCCGGGAGUGCCUCCGCCUCCAUUCAUGAUCGCUCCUCCGAUCCCUGGCAAAGAAGCCAAAAGAAUUAAAUUCAAUGACGAGGAGAGCGAUGAAAAUGAGCUUUUCGCGAAGCUGCUCUAUAAAAAGUUGAGAUCGAUUACCAGCAGAAAGCGGUUGGAAAUUCUACACGUUUCUAUCAUGGAAAUGGUCAGACAGGCACAAGAAGAGGACGAAAGAGAGAGAAAUGCUAGUGGGAUGGAUCCAAAUGCUCCACAAAUGGUUUAG
Messenger RNA from Strongylus vulgaris, 330 nucleotides. The record is from the annotation of a GenBank genome assembly. Lineage: Eukaryota; Metazoa; Nematoda; Chromadorea; Rhabditida; Strongylidae.